This is a messenger RNA of Neltuma alba, 1713 nucleotides long. RefSeq names its product TMV resistance protein N-like. The coding region runs from base 71 to 709 and encodes 212 amino acids. The transcript has 4 exons. Gene Ontology annotation, biological process: signal transduction. NCBI's taxonomy places the organism in Eukaryota, Viridiplantae, Streptophyta, Magnoliopsida, Fabales, Fabaceae. The record is from RefSeq and is a predicted model, not a curated record.
GGGUAAGCCAACUCACCAAAUCAACUUCAACUCUUCAACCUCAGAUUUGAUUUAGCAUCUCCGACCAGCAAUGGCUGCUUUUGCUUAUGCUUGUUCUCCCGAAGCUCCAUGUCGAAAGUAUGAAGUUUUCAUCAGUUUUAGAGGAUCAGACGUUAGAUCUGGUUUUCUCAGCCAUUUGAAAAAAGAGUUGCAUCAAAAGAACAUAGAUAUUUAUGUCGAUGAUAGGCUUGAAAGAGGAGAAGAAAUAUCAUGGGCACUUGUAGAAGCAAUAGAAGGAUCCAUGAUUGCAUUGGUUAUAUUCUCAAAAGAUUAUGCUUCUUCAAAGUGGUGCUUAGAAGAGCUUGUCAAAAUCAUGGAAUGUAAGGAAGCUAAGCAACAGAUUGUGAUACCAGUUUUCUAUCAUGUAGAUCCUUCAGAUGUUAGGCAUCAAAAAUGCACUUAUGAGGAUGCAUUUACUCAUCAUGAACAGAAGUCCAAGGAUAAAGUGGGUAAUUUGGAAAUUUGGAGAUCUGUCUUGACAAAAACCGCGGACUUAUCUGGCUACCAUUCAUCAAAUUUUCAAAAUGAAUCUGAACUCAUCAAUGCAAUAGUUGAAGGCGUCUUAAAAAAAUUGGAAGAUAAGAGUCCAAUUGUGCCAAGAUCUCAGCUUGUUGGAUUUCAUCAAAAUUUCAUUAGUGUUGAAUCAUUAAUGGAAAUUGAGUUGCCAUAAGGUCGAAUCCUUGGAAUUUGGGGCCCAGGAGGGAUAGGGAAAACAACUCUUGCUCGUGCCAUAUUUGACAAAUUCUUGUCUAAAUUUGAAAGUCAUUGUUUCUUAGAAAACGUGAGAGAAGAAUCAACAAAGAUUGGUGGUUUGAAUUCUUUGCUUCAAAAACUUCUUUCUGAGCUAUUAGAUCAAAAAGAUCACAUAAAUAUGAAUCACGUGAUGAGAAGGCUGAAACAAAAAAAAGUCUUAAUUGUACUUGAUGAUGUGGAUAAUCCAAAGCAACUAAAGGAUCUGGCAGGACAACAACUUUACUUAGGACAAGGCAGCAGGGUCAUUGCAACAAGUAGAGACAAGCAUGUUCUUAGAAGUGGAGGGAUUCAUGAAAAAUGCAUACAUGAAGUCAAUAAAUUAAGUUUGGAAGAAUCACUUGAACUUUUCAGUAUCCAUGCCUUCAAUCAAAAUCAUCCCAUCAAGGAAUAUGAACAGCUAUCAAAUUUGAUAGUGGCCUUGGCUAAAGGCAUUCCUUUAGUUUUAGAAGUUUUGGGUUCCCAUUUUCAUUCUAGAGAUAAAGAAUACUGGGAAAGUGAGCUUAGCAAACUCCAAAAGCAUCCCCAUCAGCAAAUUCAAGAUAUAUUGAAGGUGAGUUGUGAUGGAUUGGAUCCUAUGGACAAGGAAAUAGUUUAGACAUUGCAUUUUUUUCCUUGGGAAAACCAAAAGAUGAAAUUGCUUAUGUACUAGAGGCUUGUGGUUUCAAAUCAGUUAGUGCAAUAUAAAAUCUUAUCAAUAAGGCUCUCAUAAUGUCCAAUUGUUAUAGCUAUAUCAUAAUACAUGAUUUGAUGUGAGAAAUAGCUACGCAAAGAGUCCAUGCAGAAUAUAUGAUACAUCCUGAAAGGCGUAGCUGAUUAAAAGAUGUAGAUGAAAUAUGUGAUGUAUUAAAAAGUAACAAGGAAGCUAAUGAAAUUGAAGGCAUUAUAUUGGAUGUGUCUCAAAUCAAGCAUUUAAAAUUGAGA